AGUUGAGCAGGGUCCCCGCGCCAGCCCCGAGCGGUCCCGGCCACCGGAGCCGCAGCCGCCGCCCCGCCCCCGGGAGACAUGACUUCCAAGCCGCAUUCCGACUGGAUUCCUUACAGUGUCCUAGAUGAUGAGGGCAGCAACCUGAGGCAGCAGAAGCUCGACCGGCAGCGGGCCCUGUUGGAGCAGAAGCAGAAGAAGAAGCGCCAAGAGCCCUUGAUGGUACAGGCCAAUGCAGAUGGGCGGCCCCGGAGCCGGCGUGCCCGUCAGUCAGAGGAGCAAGCCCCCCUGGUGGAGUCCUACCUCAGCAGCAGUGGCAGCACCAGCUACCAAGUUCAGGAGGCCGACUCGCUUGCCAGUGUACAGCUGGGAGCCACCCGCCCACCAGCACCAGCCUCAGCCAAGAAAACCAAGGCAGCAGCUGCAUCCGGGGGCCAGGGUGGGGCCCCUCGGAAGGAGAAGAAGGGGAAGCAUAAAGGCACCAGCGGGCCAGCAACUCUGGCAGAAGACAAGUCUGAGGCCCAAGGCCCAGUGCAGAUCUUGACUGUGGGACAGUCAGACCACGACAAGGAUGCGGGGGAGACAGCAGCCGGCGGGGGCGCACAGCCCAGUGGGCAGGACCUCCGUGCCACGAUGCAGAGGAAGGGCAUCUCCAGCAGCAUGAGCUUUGAUGAGGAAGAGGAUGAGGAUGAAAACAGCUCUAGCUCCUCCCAGCUCAACAGCAACACCCGCCCUAGUUCUGCCACUAGCCGGAAGUCCGUCAGGGAGGCAGCCUCAGCACCCAGCCCAGCAGCCCCAGAGCCCCCAGUGGACAUUGAGGUCCAGGAUCUAGAGGAGUUUGCACUGAGGCCAGCCCCACAGGGGAUCACCAUCAAAUGCCGCAUUACUCGGGACAAGAAGGGGAUGGACAGGGGCAUGUACCCCACCUACUUCCUGCACCUAGACCGUGAGGACGGCAAGAAGGUGUUCCUCCUGGCGGGCAGGAAGAGAAAGAAGAGUAAAACUUCCAAUUACCUCAUCUCUGUGGACCCAACAGACUUGUCUCGGGGAGGCGAUAGCUAUAUCGGGAAAUUGCGGUCCAACCUGAUGGGCACCAAGUUCACCGUUUAUGACAAUGGCGUCAACCCUCAGAAGGCGUCAUCUUCUACACUGGAAACUGGAACCUUGCGCCAGGAGCUGGCAGCGGUGUGCUAUGAGACAAAUGUCCUAGGCUUCAAGGGACCGCGGAAGAUGAGUGUGAUCGUCCCGGGCAUGAACAUGGUUCAUGAGAGAGUCUGUAUCCGCCCCCGCAAUGAACACGAGACCCUGUUAGCACGCUGGCAGAACAAGAACACGGAGAGCAUUAUUGAGCUGCAGAACAAGACGCCGGUCUGGAAUGAUGACACACAGUCCUAUGUGCUUAACUUCCACGGGCGCGUCACACAGGCUUCUGUGAAGAACUUCCAGAUCAUCCAUGGCAACGACCCGGACUACAUCGUCAUGCAGUUUGGCCGCGUAGCAGAAGAUGUGUUCACCAUGGAUUACAACUACCCACUGUGUGCACUGCAGGCCUUUGCUAUUGCUCUGUCCAGCUUUGACAGCAAGCUGGCCUGCGAGUAGAGGCCCCCACUGCCUUUAGGGUGGCCCAGUCUGGAGUGGAGCUUGCCUGCCUGCCAAGACAACCCUGCCUACCCUCUGUUCACAGGCCCUCAGUGGGCUUUCUGGCCUUACCAACCAGAAACUAGCUGUUCUGCCUCUGCUGCUGAAGCAGGACAGCAAAUGGGUAUGACAGGAAAAGUAUUUCUGUGCCCCAAGGUCAACACACAUACCCAAUCCUGGGUCAGUCCCCUGCCGCAGUUGUGUUUACCACACUGGAAGGCCUCUUCAGCUGGGGGUACAGAGGGAGAGGAAGCACAGCGGGGCUGCUGUGGCUCAGCCAUCCACUCAGCCAACAAGCCAGAGGACAAUGGCUGUCCCGGGAAGUAGGGGUACAGUGAGUGUGUGUGUAGGGCACUUGGGCUUUAUAUAGCAAAGGCUCUGGUGGUCAGCAGAAAGCACUCCCACUUCAGAAGGGCCCAUUAAGCCCAAAGGGGAUUAGGGGUGGUAGGGAUAGGUAUGUGGCAGGACCCUGGUAGGAUUGCAGGGGCCUGGCUGUGUGUAUUAGCUGGUGGCUUAGAAUGUUAGCUCAUUUGUUGCUUCAGAUUUGCCCAGUGCUUACACAAGCAAGAACCCAGCUCUCAAGGCCAAAUAUCUGAGUGGAUGGGGAUUCUAGGAGUCAUCCAGUAGACUCCCUACAUCAGGGCUCUGAGCAGCCCCAGCACAACACCUAUCACACACACACACACACACACAUACACACACACGGAUUUAGGUCACCAUUUGAGUGAUGGUGUGCUUCAGGAAGAAUGUCCUCUCUGGGAAGACAUAGUUCCCAUUGUUGCCAGCAUCCCAUGAGGUGAGGGCUAUAUGCCAUUCCUAGGGGAUGGAGCAGGGGGAGGGGAGCAGAGGAUAUUUUAGGGCCACGAGAGCUCAGAGGUGGUAGUACUCCGUAUGGUUCACCAAGAGCAGUGCUGUUCCGAGUUCAGGACACUUGUCUCUUGGUUACCUUGCUGGUUUAAUGGCAGAGUUGAGAACCUUAAGUUCCUUUGUUCCUACUGUUGCCUGGAAACUACUCUGACCUUCUGGAGUCUAUUCUGCAUGUCCUUUCUCUUCCCAAUUCCAGAGAUGAAGACCCUCAGAGUUAAUGUAUAAGGUUGGAACCUUUCCGUAGGGAAUCAGGCAGUUCCCUGUUGAAAAUUGUCUGAGUUUUUGUAAACCAUUCUGAUCUCAUGUGGCCUGUGCCUGGCUCCUCAAUGAGGACUUUGAGCUGUGCGCAGCACUCAGCAGGAUCACUGCACACUUCGUGUGUGUGACUCGCAGCCCGAGGGUUCUGGGGCAGGGCCUGGACAUCCCCUCCACUUGGACGGCACCAGUCAUCUGGUGGGCUUGGGAACGCCAAGCUCUUGCCCAUGUGCCAUUUGUGAGAAGCUUCUUGCCUAGAUGGAGAUGAGAAACCAGUGGGAAGCAAAGAGCAUCUAGACAUUGUUGCUGUGCUUUGAAAUAGGCUUGGAAAGGCUAAGUAGAAAUUUAAAAAGUAGAGUCACGUAGAGUCAGGCUUUCAAUAUGUGAGUCAUGCUUUGACUAUGAGGCUCUGCAGGUCAGGAGGCUGUAUUGAUGUAAAUGGAAGUAGUACUUAAAAAAAGACCUAGAUUUCCUAGGUUGGACACUCUAAGCAAGGCACACCUGCUGCAGCAGGGUUGGACACACCUGAGCCAUACAUCUCCAUCAGAGAAUCCUGUGAGGUAGCCUUUGUUUACAGUCUAGUUUCUAGAGGGCAGUAGGACUUCCAUGCUGGGGCUGGCCUAUCUCCUGAUGAAAGAUUACAGUGCCAUCUCCUUCCCAUAGUUCUGUGUCUGCCCUCCUUCCCUCCCUCCCUCCCUGACUUUAUAGGCAGCAAUCUCCUGACAUUAGAGUUGAUAGAAACCAAGUCUUUAGUCUGGCCAGGCUGUUUCUCUGGGUUGACAGGUUUAAGGUUGAGCAGGCUGAUUUCUGGCAUCUGGUGAGUGGAGGGGACCCUGGUGGUAAGAGUGGAACUGGAAGCACAAUGGAAAACUCUUGGGCUCGGCUCUCUGCUUUACCACACAAAAAGGGGGGUCUUGGCAAUUGGCUAUUUGAAUGUAAAAUUGGUAGAACCAGGAAGUAGGCUGAACUCUAUAGCCCACUGUGGAGAGGAGCAGCCUCAGCACAAACCCUCUGUUGGGUACCGAGUGACGAGCCCCACCUCACAGGUCAGAUCUUAAGACUCCACUCCUGGUGAUUACGCCUUUCCUUGACCACUGGUCCUGUGAACACAGGCCCACGGACUCCAGAGACCAAGGCUCAGGGACCACCUGGGUUCAGCCUCUGCCACAGUAACAUUUCUUACCCCUCACACACUCUUCUCGUUGGUCCUUGGCUGGGUAGCAAGUCGAUGAGAAGAGCAGUCUAGUCUAAGAGUACGGGGCAGCUGGAACCUUAGGCAGCUCCUCUGUAUGCUAAUGGCUCCACACCCUAAAACUCUCCACCCUCUGCUCCAAAACAGUUCCCCUGCAGAGUGGUGAUGUUAGCUUCCCCAACUCCUCUCUAAGUCUAGCUUUUUCUGUCCUUCUGGCUCCAAGGUGCUCUGUGUCCGUUCAUGUGUAUGUGUGUGUGUGUGUGUGUGUCCAGAGGAAAGGGCAAUCUGCAAACAAUGAACAGAAGUUAAAGAUCACAUCAAAGUAAGGAAAGAAUAAGGAGGCAGUGGUGACCACUGUGGAUGGUGGCCCUUCGCUCCAUGCUUUCUCCCAUGGUUCUGAGCAGGGAAGUGUAGUGUCAGGUCACUGGAGGAGGAGCUGAGAUGUGCAUCCUUUUAAAUGAACAUGGUGUAAGUGAUGGUGCCUUAACAAUCUUGACACUAAGGUGAAACAAGCGAGUAAGGUGCAUGGGAAGACAGGCAUCGGAAGCCAAGGUGUGUGUAACAGGCUGGAAGAGAACUUCUGGUAAUCCUACCUUCUUCAGUGACAAAGCAACAAUGCUGUAAAGUGGGUUCAUUUGGUUUUUCUUCUCCUUUUCUUUCUCCUUUCUGGAAAUGGCAGGUCUGUUUGCCUCAAAACGUUAUGUAGAAGUAGUUCUAAGUUUAACAAGCAAUAGAGAUGACUGCUUAGACAGGGUCUGCUCUGCAAGCACAACACCCGUCUCAUAGAUGGACAGCCUGGUUUCCCUUCUCGGCAGUCCUGGCCUCCCCUUCUCUGUAUUCCUUGCCCCAGCUAUAAUACCCUCAUGGGAUUUCAGGAUGCCAGGUGCCAUCAAAGCAUGUGCUGCCCAGCACUGUGACUGGGGCCCAACUGCCCUGCAGAGUUGGGACCUUAUACUGCCCUAGGCCCUGGUGUGUGGACCUGCAUUAGACUCCAGAGCAGGCUAUGGGAGAGAUUGCUACUUCAGUUUACAGCCACCUGCCCUCCUUCACUCCAGCUUGCAAUCUUCUGUCAUUUCAAGAUCUUAAGAUGUUCUGGGAUGGGGCUGAGUUUUCAGCACGGAGGUGAGUUGAUCUAGGAGCAUUUGAGCAAACUAUGUAAUCUCUGUAUGUUUCCUUCCCCACAAGAUACAGGCCUGUCAGAGCUUGCUGUAGGAGUUAGGGUAAGUUAAAGUUAGUCCUGGCUCUCGUCACUACCUUUCCUAGCUCAUCACUGUGCCUUCUUUCUUUCCUAAGAAAGACACUGCACCCCUCUCCUCUGUUCUACUCCUCCCCCACUGAGGGUCCAGGCAGAGCGGGAGACGAGGCUGAAAUGUAGUGUUCUGUAGAGCAUCUCAGUAGCAUAGGAGGAGAAGCCCAGCUCCAGCCUCCUGGACCCCAUACUGGUGACCGGCUUGGUGAGGACAGGCAAAAUUUCUCUAGCUGAGAGCACACUUAGCCAGUUUUCACGCCUAGAACAUGUAUGUCAAUUUGCACAUGAUUGUCUUUUCCUAUUUUGGAGUGGUCAGACAUUUUAU
Messenger RNA from Apodemus sylvaticus (European woodmouse), 5523 nucleotides. It is a transcript of the gene Tub, whose product is annotated as TUB bipartite transcription factor. Bases 79 to 1596 code for a protein of 505 amino acids. The transcript has 12 exons. NCBI's taxonomy places the organism in Eukaryota, Metazoa, Chordata, Mammalia, Rodentia, Muridae. Gene Ontology annotation, biological process: protein localization to cilium. Gene Ontology annotation, cellular component: cilium. The record is from RefSeq and is a predicted model, not a curated record.